Molecule: messenger RNA, 4085 nt
Organism: Ictalurus furcatus (blue catfish)
Lineage: Eukaryota; Metazoa; Chordata; Actinopteri; Siluriformes; Ictaluridae
Gene: il1rl2
Product: interleukin-1 receptor-like 2
Exons: 11
Coding region: 705-2513 (602 amino acids)
Biological process (GO): signal transduction
Molecular function (GO): interleukin-1 receptor activity
Source: RefSeq, a predicted model, not a curated record
UUAAGUGAAUUAUCACUUCUACCUCCAAUCAGCAAUCAAUGGAUUCAUUCAUACUACUUAGAUGCCAGGCUAGGGUUACACGCUAAUUUUCUGUAGUGGUCUAUGGAACCCCUGAAGCAUCCUUGCCCACCCCCUAGACACCCCAUAUAUAAAACUCUAGUUCCACCACUGGUAGUAAUGGUUGUAGUUGUAGUAGUAGUAAUAGUUGUUGUAGUAAUAGUAAUAAUACUGUAUUUUUAUUUUUUUUUUAAUCAUUUCUGAAAUUUCAGAUGACUGCACAUCUGGAUUUUCUUAUUAAAAUGGAGUAUUUUAAAUCAUUAACCCAAGUGCGUUUCAUUGUACCUAUAUGCUAUAUUUUAUUUUUUAAGUUAGAUUUCAGCACCAUUACAAUAAUCUUGCCAUGACUCACUGUAACCUUUUACUGAAAUGUAAACUAGUAAAGGGUUAAGAUGCACGGUAUAUUCACACUCACGCAUGUACACACACACACACACACACACAGAUGCUUAAACUUGGCUCUUCCUGCGCCUGACUCUUGCAGCAGUGUUUAGGUCAGGCCUUAAUGAAAACCACACGUUCUUUCUCUUCACUGCAAGAUGUGAAAGUAAAGCUUGCAGGUAAACGGAAAAGCACGUCGCUAUAAGAGGAGCGCAUCAAGCUCGCUCGCUUUAAUCUGAUCUCUGCAUGUGUGGGUGCAAGCGCGUAUGACUUUGCAUUUUACCGGAAAAGGUGUCGAGUCACAAAUAAAAAUACAUCUGCAGACAGAAAGUUUUCACAACGCUUCAGGAGAAGUUUCUGUCAGCUUUGUGAGAAAAAUGAUUCGGUGCUGUGGCUUCCUCCUCAUUCUUGCCUUUUCCCUGCGGUCUGAAGGCUGUAUGGACAUAGAGCAGCUAGAGAUCAGUGAGGGUCACGUGUUUAUCCUUAAGUGUCCCACAUCUUAUGAAGAUGAAGUGGUAAUUGUGAACUGGACUCGAGAGCUGAACCAGGACUGGGAUGCAGGAAUAAAAAUUAUAGAUCAGUCACUGUGGUUCUUCCCUGUAAAGGAGUCACACAGCGGAAACUACUCAUGUUAUUACAGUGACAAGGACGUCCCUUGUGAAGCACAUUUUUCCAUUUCUGUGUCCAAGAGCAAAUGUCCCCAACCGACCUCAGAAGUGAUCCUAAUGAAGAACACGAAUGCACGUCUUCCUUGUGACAGUGAAGACAUGCGGACAAUUGACAAAUUAAAUUCAGUUUCCCAUGUUGGCUGGACCUGGAUGAAGGAUUGCAGUCCUCUUAGCUGGGCUGAGAAAACUGUCAAGCUUCGAUUCAGCAGAGUUUCAGAGGAUGACAAAGGAGUGUACACCUGCUUAAUGAACUUCACCUAUAAUGGAACUUCAUACACUGUGGCUCAGAGCAAGAAAGUCUUCAUUCAUACUAGUCCUGUUCCACAGAAGCCAAAAGUCAUAAAACCACGACAGGAAACUCUUGUUGUGAAACUGGGUUCAAAGCAGGUGUUAAACUGCAAAGUGUUUGUUGGGCCUGGUUCCUGUGAAAUGGAUGCUGUAGAAAGUACCAGGCCUUAUUGGAUGAUGAACAACAUGUUUACUGAGGAUUACCCACAACAUUUUGUUGCUCAUAAUGGCUGUACAACAGAAAACAAUGUGGAGUAUCGCCACAUUAAUCUUACCAUUCUUGAAGUUCAGCAAGAAUUCUUGAACAUCCCUUUUCAGUGUUGCGUCCUCAACUCUGUAGGCCAUGACAACGGCACAGUAAUACUUAUUCAAUCCAGUCAGAAAUGGCUGUAUUGGACUUUGGCGGUAUUCACUGCUUAUGCAAUAGUAGCACUGGGGUUCCUGCUGUUUUAUUGGUUUAAAGUGGACCUGAUACUCGCUUAUAGGACUCUCAGCCCUUGUUUGAAACAACAAAAUGAUGGAAAACUGUAUGAUGCCUAUGUCAGUUACCUCCAUGGUGAUGAUCACAGAGUGUCUUCUGCAACAACCUUUGCCCUGCAUGUUCUCCCGGAGGUUCUGGAGGAUCGACUUGGCUACAAAUUGUUCAUUAGUGGCCGGGAUGCACUACCAGGCGCAGCGGUCCAUGACGUCAUCUCUGAAACAGUUGGGAAGAGUCGGCGGCUAAUUAUUGUUCUUCCAUCCCAGGCUUUCACAAGGCCUUCAGAUAAUGAAGGGGGACUUUUAAAUAAAAUGCCACCGGAGCACUUAAGUUUAAACAACAACAUAACAGCGACUGAUGCAGAUCUCUCUGAAUCAUCUCAGUUGAACUGGGGCCCUUACGAGUGCUGGGUGGGUCUGUACGAUGCCCUGGUGAAAGAGUGCUUGCAGGUCAUCCUAGUCCAGGUGGGAGGAGAAGUGGAUGAUGCUCUGUUCCCUGAAUCACUGCGCUAUGUUAGGCACACUCAGGGGAUACUCAAGUGGAAGGAGCACUACACCAGUGAGCCCAAUGGAAGAUUCUGGAAGCAGAUGCGUUAUCGAAUGCCACCAGUGCAAAAAACCAGAACAGCUGUUAUGGUUUAAAGCUGCAUGGUGGUGGUGUCAUUGUAACUGACAGGGGAGAUAGAGUAUAACAUCCCUCCCACCCAGACAGCACAGCCAAUUUUAUUUCCUUGAUCCAGGCCAUGGACAGCUGUGACAUUGCCGGGAUACAAACUUGUGAUCUCUGUGUGUAUUGUGGUGCAUGCUCUGUGAGCUGAUAUGCAGGAGUUCCCAUUUCCAUGAUAUUCCAUUUAGAUACCAUUGUGUACUCCACUGGCCAAUUGAAUAGGUUUUAGUUCUGUUUCAGAUUGUUUAGUGGAAAAAGGCACAAAGUCCCAGGUGAAUCCAGUAAUCUGGUGAAGAUGAACUAGCGGAGUGGUUGAAGGUAUGGCAAAUGUUAGAAUUAGGUGUUAGUAUAUAUUUCUGGGUCUGUCCACAUGAUGGCAACAGAAAGCAAGCAAACACAACCUCUGAGCACAACAGAUUGUUUAUUAACAUUGUCAGAAGCUUUUUCUAUACAACAGAUUUAUUGGUUUGUACAUAAAAUAAUUUGAUAAUAAAUAUUUUAUUUAUUUACUCAGAAAUUAGUUGGACAUUUUGUAAAUUUAUAAUUGCUUAUGAUGUGCAUAUGAGCACUAACAGCCUAUAUAUCCUAACAGACAAUAACCCACAACUAGUUAGCCACAAAUAGUCUUCUCGAGCUUGCUGAUCGAGAGGAGGGACUUUUGUGGGUUUUUGUGGAUUUGCACUCAUAAUUGUGGCGUCUCUGGGAAUUGAGAAGGAUUUUCAGAAUGGCUAUAAGAAUAUUGUUUUCUAUUUUUAUAUAUUUAUUUAUUUAUUUCAUUUAACUUUUGAAGAAAUUCUAAAUUCUAUGUUAAAAUUUUGUUUAUAUAAAUCUGUACAUACUCUUUAAAAAAGGUUUACAAGAAUACAAGACUGAGGUCUAAGUGUACAGUUUAAGUAGAGAGCAUUCUGAGGAAUAAAAAUAAUAUAAUUCAUAUACAGGCUUGUGUCAAAAAAAAUGCUUAAAUGUCAAUCAGUUAUUGUUGCAACGAUUCAAACAUGGUCUAACAUGAUAAUGUACCUGUAUUGUGAGUUAUAAGGAUUUCAGAUAGAAGCAUCUAUAGUAUGUUUAACAGUGCUUAUUAGAUUUAAAAGUCAACACCAUGAGAGCUGGAGUCUGGAGGAACAGGCAUCAUGUAGCGCACCUGCUUCCAGAAACGGGAGGUGGGGCAAGUUGCUCGGCCACUCCCCUCAUCCCACCUUAGGGGGGGAGUCUUCUGGAGGAGAUGCUGCAGCCCCAGGGGCAGAUGGGAAUACUCCUUCAUAUCUCCCAGUUGAAUCAGAAUCACUUUCAGUUCUUGCUCGACCAGCACUCGGUGCAGCCCCACAUGCCAGUCAUAACAGAGUGAGGUUUUGACCCCUUGAUGUUGACUGACUCCUGGAGGCAGCACAGCUAUGAGCCUGCGACUCAGCUGCAUUCUCGUCUCAAUCAGCUCAGUGCAGUCUGGUGGUGGAGAGAAACGUUAGCUGAUGAACAAAUUUUGAAUAUAUUCCUUCCCUUGUCACUGAGUUCAAUACUUAGUAUUUGAUGUCCUGGAUUACUUUUGUUUA